GGUACAACUGUUCAGUCACAGACUGUACAGUCAGGGUUACUGUCAUAAAGUUCGGUCUAUUUACAACAUUUUCUGUUCAGUUGCUUUUCCCUGAGCACAUUAAAUAUGUUUCAACGUUUCUUUGGAUUUGUUUAUCUCUCUGCAGUUUCACAGCUUGUGAAUCUCACAGGUACACAAGCUGAAUGUCCUGUUCAGCUCAACCCACAGAGAGCUGUUGUGAGAUACGGCGGUUCUGUAGCAGUUAACUGUAGCUCUUCAGUCCCACAUAAAGGGAUGGGAUGGGAAGCCAGUGAGGGAGCAGUGCCCAUGACCGGAGACAGUCUGAUCACAUGGAGAGUGUCAAAUCUGAUAGAAUGGGACAUAGAGCCAUUCUGCUACAUAAACCAUGAGAAACAGUGUCAAGUAGAGCUCCCAGUCACUAUUUACAAGACUCCAGACAGUGUGUCCAUCAGCAUUGUGAAUCACAGAGGACCAAUGAUAGAGGGAAAGCAGUAUGAGCUCCAGUGUGAUGUUCACGAUGUGGCUCCUGUUCAGAAUCUCACUGUCAAAUGGUACAAAGGACAGACUCUGCUGAAUCAAACCACCUUCAUUGACGCUAGCAAGACUCCAGUGAAUGAAACCACCACACUCCUGAUCCGUCCAGACAGAGCUGAUGAUGGAGCUCAAUACAGGUGUGAAGCAGAGCUGGAACUGGGAGCAGAAGGACCUCAACCUCCUCCAAAAGAAACAUCAGGACGCCUUAAUGUUGAAUUGAACUAUAAACCAAAACACUUAAAUUCAACAGAAACCAUCAUUAAAAACGACGAGGUUACGCUAAACUGUACAGUGAAGGCAAACCCGGCUCCUAUGUACACAUGGCACUCAGAGCAUCUGAAAGAGGAGAUCAGCUUCUCAGUGCUCCAGGCCUCCACAGUCCUCCUCAGUCCAGGAAACUACACGUGCACCGCCACAAACUCUCUGGGAAGUGACAGCAAAGUGUUCAUCAUCAAAUCUACAGGCAGUCGUCCCACAUUCUGGACUGUUCUUAUAUUCUUCCAGUUGCUGGUUGCAUUGAUCAUUGUCCUUUACGACCUGUGCGACUUCAGUCUGCCAAUUUCAACUAUUUUCAUCAAAAUGAAAACUAAUCUCUUAUGGUUUCUCGGUCUGUACAUUAUCGGAAUAGUGUCAGGUGACAGUUGCUCGCUAGAGAUAUCUCCCUCCAGAAUAGUGGUGAAAUUUGGGGAUCCAGUGUCGGUCAGCUGUGUGGCCUCUCGCCCAGUACGCGUGCUGGGAUGGGAAUCGGUCAUUGCCGCAUCGCACACUCAGAAUGACCUCAGCGUUCAGUGGCGGGUGGACAGUUUGACUGACUGGAUUGAAGAGCCAAUCUGCUAUGGUGUUUUUUUCACUGCACCCAGACAGUGUGAGGAAAAACUCAACCUUGUUCUAUACAAGAAACCAGACAGUGUGUCCAUAAGUUUAGUGAAUCACAGCAGUCCAGUGGAGGAAGGAAGAGAGUACCAUCUACAGUGUGAGGUGCAGAAUGUCGCACCUGUCCAGUACCUUGUUUUACGUUGGUACAGAGGAAAAACUGAGGUUUACAAUCACUCAUUCUCAGAGUUAUCACCUGCAACACCAGUCCAGGUGUCCUCCACCUUGCUGAUUGUCCCAAACAGAGCUGAUAACGGUGCUCAGUACAGGUGUGAAGCAGAGCUGCAGCUGGGAGCAGAAGGACCUCAACCUCCUCCAACAGUUCAGUCUGACGUUCUCAGCAUUGCUGUUCAAUACCCGCCUGACUUCCGCAGUCCAGAGGAAGAAAUACUGGACAUCAGUGAGGAUAGUGAAAUGGUGCUGGAUUGUACUGCAGAGGGUAACCCACCUCCUGUGUAUAUCUGGACCUCCUCAAACCUUCAGGAGCAGGCUGAUAAUCAGGCUGUUUUGAGAGCUGCAUCCUUGGGCCCAGGUGUAUAUACAUGCACUGCGUCCAAUAUCCUGGGGAAAAAGAGCAAACAGUUUGUCAUCAAGCACAAAUCCAAAGGUGAGAGCAAUAAAACACACUAGAAAUGUAAAUGUUUAUGCAUUUUUCUUUGUUUUUAAAUCAAGGCAACAUGAUGCACUUAGUUACUUGAGUUCUCUCUUAAUAUUUGUCCCCGCUAAUAGUUUGUCUAACCAGUUUUAAAUUGUUCAUUCAUUAAAUGCAAAAUGUCUCUUACAAAUUCUU
Molecule: messenger RNA, 2197 nt
Organism: Sinocyclocheilus anshuiensis
Lineage: Eukaryota; Metazoa; Chordata; Actinopteri; Cypriniformes; Cyprinidae
Product: titin-like
Exons: 10
Coding region: 106-2037 (643 amino acids)
Biological process (GO): cell-cell adhesion
Cellular component (GO): membrane
Molecular function (GO): integrin binding
Source: RefSeq, a predicted model, not a curated record